Molecule: messenger RNA, 5851 nt
Organism: Caenorhabditis auriculariae
Lineage: Eukaryota; Metazoa; Nematoda; Chromadorea; Rhabditida; Rhabditidae
Source: the annotation of a GenBank genome assembly
AUGGAGGAUCCCGAAGAACUUCAAUUAGCUAUAUAUGAAGCCGUUCUCGAUGAGGAUGUUCCUGGGAUUGAGGUCAUUUUAGCGACGAUUUUCUUAUUUUGAAUAUAAACCUUUUUUUUUAGUCGCUGGUAGAGGGAAAGAGCGAGGAAUUAGUCAAAUCAGCACUGAACAUGGCAACCUACAGUAAUCCGUUGAUCACCGCUUGUGAACAAGGUUUUGUGGAUGUUGUGCGAACUCUGGUGAGUUACUGUAAGCUCCCAAGUUCUCAAAAUUUUCUUCCAAGAUUCGCUUGGGCGCCUCCCCUUUCACUUAUUCCUUGGUCAAUGAUCCAUAUACGGGUGCGUUCAAAAAAAUGGGUGCCAUUUUCAUAAAUAGAGCAAUUUUCAGCUCCAGAAACGGCUCUGGAACUGGCAAUUGACCGUAUCGGAUCAAGAUCUCUAUCAGAGAUGGUCAACAGUGAAAACGAAUGUUAUCUCGAAGUAUGAGAAAAAGUAUUUUUUCAAAGAGUUAACCCAAAUUUCAGGUGAUCAAAGUGAUGGUUGAAGAAGCAAAGAUUGAUUUGAAAAAUGCUGGAAAUGACGGUCUCCAGCCCCCUCUGGUCACUGCCUGCUCCCACGGGAAUCUAGAAAUGGGUAUGAAAAUGUAUACUUGUGUUUUGAAUCGAAAGUACUUCCAAGUAUUUUUUAUUUAUUUGAAAAUCUUGCCGAUUUCAAUUUUUCAGCCGAAUACCUUUGCCAGCACGGGGCCGACGCCAAAUAUCAGGAUUCGCGUGGAUUUUCAUGCUUGAUGGCCAUUCCCCGCAAUAUGUGUCCUCAGAAAAUGGUUUUUAUUUUCAUGUUCUAUUCAUCGUUGCUUUGGGAGAAAAAAAUACUAAUUAUUUUAUUCAGAAUUUUUUUCGCGCGACUCAUUUGAGCGCAAAAUGUUUUCAGCAAUGUUUUUUUAUCACUUUUUUUUCUUGAUUACAUUACUUCUAUAGUUUUUUUAUCAUAUCAUAUGUUAUGAAAGGCGAAAUUAUCCAGUCAUAUAACCCUUCAGUGAACGCUCAGAUCUAUGAUAGGAAUUUGCUUUGAUGGCUUCAAUCCGUGAAAAUUGAGAAAAUUCCAGGAUAUGAUUUCGAUAAGCCAUUUUUUAUCAAGCUAGGUAAAUAAAUUGAUCACAAAUUCGAUUUUUGCAGGGCGAAUUAGCUGAGUUUUUGAUCAAAAAAGGGGUCCCGAUUAAUGCUACGAACUAUAAAGGUAAAAGUUUGCCCUAUAUUGAGAGUUAUCUUUCAGAUUUAAAAGGGUUUCGAAAAUUUGAAGUCAAAUCACUUACUAGUGAGCCAUCAGUAAAGUUAAAGAUGAAAAUUUGAGGAAUUUUCGUUAAAUUUAUUUAGUAAAAGGUAUGGAUAAUAAGCAAAACUAUAAGGAGCUAAUGAUGGAAGAAUGGAGUGUUGUGCAAAAAAGUCCAUUAAGGGACUCCACUCGUUUAAAAUAUCAGAAAGGUAAUUUUUAAAAUUUGAAAAAAGAUAAAGGUUCAGUUUCGAGAAAAAGUUUGGUGACUAUUAUUUUUCCCAAUGUUUAAUGUUUUGAAACAAGACACAACAGAUUUCACAGUGAAUUUUUUUUUUUUCUAAUUAUUUUUUCCAGGUCAAACCGCUCUGCACAUCGCUGUUGCCAAAGACGCUGUUCCGCUGGCACGAAUAUUGCUCAUUAAUGGCGCGAAAUCCGCCAAAGAUUGUUUUGGCGACACCCCACUAAUUAUGGCUGCGUUGAGUGGAUCGCAAGAGGUUUGUAGGGCAGAAAGUCUUGAAGAAAAACAGCCGUGAUGAAAAUUUAACGAAAAAAAAAAUUGUUUCAUGUACUGCUUAACAGUGACUUUAACGCGGACCGGACGCUCUUCAGACGUUUCUGAGAAUUUUAGUGAUCGAUGCGUCAGCGCUUCUAAGCGAUUCUAAAAACGCUCAAAAUGGUCCCCUUUCCGUUACGGAAGUCCGAGUUCCGACGUUUUCAAACGCCGAAACGGUUUUCCGACGGUUCUGAGCCUCUUAGUGGUCACUGAAGUGACUUUAGCGCCAUUUUAGUCUUCAUUUGAAGAAGUUGGAAGUGUCUUGCAAACGACAAAUUUCUCUUCCUCAGAUUGUGUAUGGAGCCUAAAUGUUUACUAGUUUAUAUUUUAAAGGCUUUUCUUUACUUGACGCUUUUCUGUUCUCUUGAGUUUAAGUGAGUUCAAAGUUGCAGAUGCUCGAUCUCUUACUCGACUAUGAGCGUAACAAAAAGAAAAAACGAGACGCGAUGUUAUUGAAAGCUUCGAGUCACCUGCUGCAGCAAAUCAGCGACGAAAAUCUGGAACGGUGGAAAAAGGCCCUCGAAAUGCCGAUCGAUCCCAAUGAAGUCUGAAAUUUUACAAGAAAAAGUUUAUAAAAACACAUGCUUUUAGCAAGUGGAAUCUGAAAAGGAAAUGAAGCCCAACCCGGCCUACGAUUGGCUCGUGGAAGCGAGAUCCUACAGCGAAUAUGAAGCUGCAGAGGAUCGGAAGAGAUUCGCGACGAUCCAGGUGUCGAACCUGUUUCAACUCAUUUCGAUCGCUUCAUCAACAUUUGAAGAAUAAAUGGAAAUCGGCAUUUGGUCAAAGAUUUUCGGGUUUUGAAACUUCUAUCGAAAGUAUCGAGUUAUAUAUAGCCCAUUCCGCGUCAGCUUGUCACAGUAUUCUUUCCGCCGAAAAUACCCUAUACCACAUUCAAUCAAAAUUGAGCAUCUUCGCUUCAAUACCUUUGUUUUUUGUUGUCUUUUUUGCGGUUUUGUAGAGCAAAAGUUCAAAUUUACGGUAGCUUUUUCUAUUCUGUUAUUUUUAAAGGUAAAGGUUCGCGCGGAACGCUCUAUAUCAUAAGUUUGGUGUGAUUGUUAUGGAAAAGUUUCAGACUGAUAAUCUAUUCAUACAGGUUUUUCAAAAUUUGAAAAGGAAGAAUUUUUUCUCCUCGAAAAUUUUGAUUGAAGAUUCUGUAUGAAAUUGUUUGAGUGCGGUGAAUUUGAUAUCACAAAAAUAUAACUUUACUUUUCUAAAACACGCAUUCAUUUAUCGGUUCAUGAUCUCAAAAAUUAGUGCCCUGAUUUUAAAAAAAAUAUAAAAUUUUUCUUGCUAAUAUUCCUAAUUUAGAAUAUUUUAUAUCUGUUACAGUGUCUUAUCGUUCGCGAGAGGAUCCUCGGCGAUUUUCAUCCCGAGUUCCUCGAAAAAUUGCUCUAUUACGUCCGUGAAAAUAUCUUCCUAUCAUACAAACCAUGGCGAGUUUAAUAACCCUGAAAAAUGUGAAGAUAUUUAUUUUCAGUGAUAACACGAUCCGUUGCUACGCUCUCAACCUAAUUUAUAGGUACCGUUUGUCCUUGAAAGUAUCUGAAGAAACGAUUAUCUUGACAUUACUUACUUACUUACUUUACUUACUUUGAUGGUUCGUCUUCGCUGAUGAUCUUCCUUCUCACUAGGGGAAUGGUCUUCCCCUAGUCAGCGCGAACCCCACGUCCUCCAUGCAUCCCGGUCUCUGGCGACGGUCAUCCAAUGGCGUCCCUGACGGCUGAUGUUCUAUCUUGACAUUAUCAUCAGGAAUUCGAAACUUCUUAAGAGAAAUUUCCUAAGAUUACUUCAUUUGGUUGAUUGAUUUCAUAUUUAUCAGCACAAUGCUAUAGUUUACCAAAGUUACACACUGCUGGAGCGAAAGUUUUACAAUCACUUUUUUUAAAAUUAGAAUAUUUUCCUGUGUCAUUUUUUCAAAAUUGUCCUGUUCCGAAAGUUUUCCGCUCUAUUUCCUCUCUCUCAAGAAACUUCAAUCCGUUCCCAAUGAACUUUUUCUCAGGUACACAGAACCCAUGUCGGACGCGUCAUACGAAAUUAUCCGCGGGCUUCUGGUGUGGGUCAACUACUCGAGGGACCUUGCUCAUGACGAGGAAGACAUCGAAGAGAAAUUGAACGGCGUCUUAAACGUUUCCGCGUUCCUUUUUGAUUUGGUGUGCUGCGAACUGGAAUAUGUUACUUUAGUUUUUUCCAUUAAACGUUUACGAAUUUCGCCAUUCAGACAGAGCAAAGGUGCAGUAACUAUGCGGAUCGCGACAUCUGGUGUGAGAAUUUGACUUGCACCGUCAUUGAGCUCCUCGCCACAGUUUGACCAUUUUUUUUAGAAUAUAUAUGAUGAUAGAUUGUUUGAAGAUUGUUAUCCAUUGUGAUAGGCUGGACGGCUCUUUCGAUGAAGGCCUGACGAGGUUCAUUUUUUGCAAUGUGAGUUCACAGGCGACACUGUUAGGCUUUGAAAAAAAAAAAGAAAUAUCUUGCUCUAGAAAGACGCUACUCAGGAACUUUAGAGUGGUCCCUAUAGGGGCCCUUGAAGGGUACCCUCUAGGGACCACUUUACCUGCCACUAAAGCUGGCAAAAGUGGCCCUUCUAGGGGACAUGAUAGUCGAUAAUUGUUAUGAACUCUAAGCAAAGAAGCAUUUCCAUGGGAAAAACUGAAUGAAUAAGCGUUUUUUUGAAUUAAAAUUGAAAGACCCCUAUAGAGUCCACUUGAGCUUUAGGGGCUAAGGGGUCAAACCCCUAUAGGGUGCACCAUAAUUUUACCCCUAUAGGGACCACUUCUUCGUCUCUUUAAGGGUUGUUCCCCCAUCAUCGCUCAAACUUCGCCCCUUAUCCGUAUAGCUGAUUCACGGCUAGCUUGGGACGCUAAGGGGGCGUGUCCUGUCUGCGCUUAAUCGUGCAUUAUCGUGUCAAGACCCUUUUUUCAAUGGCUCAAGCCGACCGAGAAUCAGCUAUAGAUCAAACCAAUCAGAGAGCGAGCAAUCCAAAGAGCCUAUUUGGGGACGGGGUUAAUUUUUUGUUUCAGUUAUGCCGUUUCGUGAAGGUGGCUGUCGCCCUCAGACUGUCCCUUUUUCAUUUCCUUCUUAUUUAUAAUGAAGAGGAUUGGUUAUUCAACUCCUUUUUUCUUGCAUUCCAAUACUCGGCUUCAGGUCGGCGAGGUUGAUUCCAUACUUUUUGCGAGCCGGUGCCAAUAUCAACUGGACAAAUUCUGAGGGGCGGACGGCCUUGGCGCAGAAACUCCACAACAAGGGCUUUUAUCUGAACCGAGCCUCCCCUGAACCGUUCUGUGUCCAUGAGUUCUUAGGAAUCUAGAAGUUCAAGAGAUCAGCUUUGAUUUUUCCCAGUGUUGCUGUCAUUCGCGGACUCCUGACCAACGGCUCUCGACUUUUCGUCUCCGUCUCCAAGGACCAUAGAGUUUUCGAAUGUCUCCAGCGGGAGAACAAACUCGCCGACAAGAAGAACUUGAUUCAAAUCGGUUUUUUUUUUCGAACUUUGCGCAACUUUUUUUCGUGAAAAAAAAAUUUAGCAACGAUUUUUUUGGAAUCCCGGCGCGAUACUAGUAGCUUUUCAAGAUUUAUUGUACCGUUUUCAAAGAAAUUUUUAUAAUGCUAUCCUUUUUUUCCUUCCAUCUUUAUCAACUCUGAAAAUUAGGCCAGUGAAUCUCAUUUUCUCCCUGAAAAUCAACGAAAUUUUCCGUUUCAGAUAAUUUAUUUGAAGAGAAAUGCGAAAAGAAACAAUGAUUAUCCACCAACUGUUUUUCUGAAGCCUAGCUUUCGCGGAGUGGGCUUGAAAAAAUCGUUUCCGCACAUUUUUUUUCCCUUUUUUAAUAUCACGAUGAUGCGUACAUGAAAUACGUGAAGUUAAGAUUUCGAUAAAAAUAAAUCUUCAGGGGAUUUCAUCACUCUGAAAGACAUUUGCGCGGAAGCUGUCGAGAUCUGGUACGUGAAAAAAUCGCUGCAAGACGUUUUGCCAAGAAAUUUAUUGGAAUAUCUCGCUUUGCGGGAUUUCAACCAUGCCUGUACUUGCCGUUUUUGA